AUGGGGCGGUUGCCUUCAGAGCUCUACUAUCACAUCCUGGACGUCGUCUUUGCAUCGUGUCCUUCGGUCCAUCUGAAGCAUUGCUGCGAGCUAGGAACGUUCCUCUCUGAGAAUCCGCCUCGAGGCUCAGUCUUCAGCUGGGCUGACAUCACCAAUUGCUCCCUCGUCAACCGACAAUUUCGACGCUACACCAUCCCACAGAUCUUUCAUACCGUCUUCCUUGCAACCCCCCACGACCUUAUAGAGCUCGACGAAAUUUUGCAGAGAUUGGAAGCAACGCAGUCGUACGGGCCUGGUAGUGCGACUUCCCUUAUCAAAGCCCUCUCGAUCACCUACAACGAUGAUAUCCCUGGCCCAUCGUGCAUGGUACCAAAAGCGAUCAUCGAGGGACUCUCUUGGUCGGUAAAGGACGCGUAUCUUCACUACACGAAUGUACCAGUCCCACCAGAGGUGUACUUCUACAAUCACUGGUUGGGGUUCCCUGCGCCGUUCCGACAGAUCGUGGAGCUGGGGUCGUCCGGUCCUUCUCGUCCCCUUCGCUCGCUUUCUUUCAUCAAUAUCUCGUUUCCAGCUCGUACUCUCAAUCGUGUUCUCUCGCCUUAUCUUCAUCGCUUGGAGCUUCGAAUAGGCGGCCACCAUGGGUGGAUUGUCAAUGACGAUCCUGGUGCGUGGCUUGCAGCAUUUUGGAUGGAAGGACCCCGGCAAUAUGCUUCUUUCGGAACGGCGGCGGAAUCGCCUGGAGAGAAGAAGCCUCCCAUCGACUUCAAUCUGAAGACGCUCACCAUUGAUACAUGCCACUCCUUGGACGAUGCCAUCGCGUAUCUCAUUCCAGGAAAGGCUGACGCUGCGGAGGUUCCUUUCACACCACGGUUUCCUCACCUGAAGGAAGUAAUCUGGCCAGACAUGAGAUUGGGUGCGCCAGCUAGGCUCGUCCUUGACUUGAAGAAACUCGAGGGGCUUGACUUGAGCUGCCACCAGAUGGCAGUCUCGACUAUUUCUCCAGUCGGCAGGAGACUGGGAGUGUACCAGUCGUUUCGCCACGUGAGCCACAUGAAUUUCAUUCAACCUUUGGAACCUGGCUCUUCCAGCCUAGUCAUUCCCAGUAUACUUGAAGCGGUUCUCGUCGCCUCCACCGUCCCACUCGAUAAGUUCGAGAUCCUCACAGUUUCUUUCACUUUGGCGGCGCUUCCUGCUCGAACUCCACCAGGAAGACGACACCUCCGCUCGGAGGCCCCUAUCGACUUGAGCAGCAUCCGAGAAGCAUUGGAUUGGAACACUAUGGCAUGGGUCAUCCGAGACCAUUUCGGUCAAUUUCCCAAUUGGCGAAUGCUUGUGUUCGAUUUUCGACAGUUGAAUUGCAUUCGAAGUCUGUCAUCACAGAGUCUGAGUUCUGCAAUACGGGGCUGGCUAAGGCUGGAUGGAGAUGAUCAGGACCGCAUUUCACCUGUUGUAAAGAUAGCUGGUGUUUGA
Molecule: messenger RNA, 1470 nt
Organism: Coprinopsis cinerea okayama7#130
Lineage: Eukaryota; Fungi; Basidiomycota; Agaricomycetes; Agaricales; Psathyrellaceae
Exons: 2
Coding region: 1-1470 (489 amino acids)
Source: RefSeq, a predicted model, not a curated record